AAAUCGUCGCUUCUUUCGCAGAAAUGCUGUGAAACGUAACUACCUACUGCGAAAAUGAAGAAAGUGUCCAAAAAACAAUAACAAGUGACUGUUAAAGACAUGUCAGAUCAGAAUGACGUGAAUUCGCCAGGAAGUUCUAAACAAACCGAGACUAACGACGCUGGAGACAAUAAUGUGACAUCUGAAAACAAUGCAGAUAGCUCAAAAUCACAGGAGACAAUACAAGAAAGUGAAAAUAUCAAAAGUGUUAAAAGUGCCAUAGAAGAAGUUCAAACCGACAGUAUUAAAAAGUCUCAAAAUUCGGGAGAAUCUUCAGGGAGCACACUCAAAUGGGUGUUAAAUAAAGAUAGGGAAUUCAAAAUAUCGUGGUGUCUGCCAGAAGGAUCUACUACUCCGAGGGACUUCAUCGCGCUUUGCUAUGCAGAUUCAAAGGACAGCAUCGGCGGCCGAGUGCCGGCGACCGGAUGCGCGAGCGGCGACACAAUGUGGCUGCUUGAUGAGCCCAAUCAACCUUAUGAAGACUGCGAGCAGCUGCUGUGCUUCCGCUACUACAAUGGCGACAGCGAGGAAGCGGCGGCGGAGUCGCCGGCGCUGCCGCCGCGGUUCAAGGUGGACCUCAAGCGCCUGCCGCUGCGCCUGCGCGAGGGCGCGUCGCGCAAGCGCAGCGGCGACCACGUCUCGCCCUUCACCUACAACAACGAGAGCUUCGAGAUGAGCUCGGAGGCGCCGCGCAUGGAGCUCGUGCCCGGGUCCAGCCACGACAUCAGACAUCUCAGUGAAAACGUCAACAAAUGCUCAAUUAGUUCUUUAGAAAACAACGGGAACAAACCCGAUCAUGAACAAACAAAAUGUGAUCCUAGCAAAUCUCUAUUUAGCCAUGUAAGUGAUAGUGUAAGUAGUGAAUCUCAGAGUGCGAUGGACUGCAGUAGACCGUCGUCCUCGACCGGCGUGCGGAAGAAGUGCCCCCCUCCGGUAGACACGGGUGGUGGACAGAAUCUCAACGGUGUGAAAAAGAAAGUGAAAGGCAACAACGGCUCUCUAUCGCCCACGUCCCCGGGGACGGAGUAUUAUAAGAUAUGGUCACCAAAGAAUCCUUGCAAGAUAAUGAAGUUCGUGUACGACGUGGAGGGUGCGGGCGGCGCGGGGGUCGCGGGGGAGGCGGCGCCGGGACCGCCGCUGCCGCCGCGGCUGGCGCACAAGCCGCUCGAGCGCCAGCACGCGCUGUCGCCGCCGCAGGUGCCCCGACAUCGGAAACCUAAGAAGCUCACGAAACCCGAAGACGCAUUCACCUUUGAACUUAUAGAUACCGACGAACAAUGUUUUACCGACAACAACAUCACAAAUUCAGCAAUCCUCCAGGGAGGCAUCAACGAUUUCAAGCCUGGAGAGUUCUACGCGGGCAAGCAAGCGGCCAUGCCAUCCACCACGGCAGCUUUCUUCAGGGGACCUCAAAAUGUUGCACCGCUAGCGACGCCUGAAACCGAUGGCAGCCUAUGUGAAUCGACCAUUUCCUCGAUCAAAUUAAAUAAGCUGUUGGAAGAUAAAUCAGCGAAAGAUGUACCUGAUGGCUCUCCUAGUGUUAGUAGGAAUAAGAUAAUGUUCAUUAAAGAUAUAGGACCAGAUAAUUAUAUAACGACUACUUUUGCAAGGAAAGAUAAGGUGUGUCCGCCAUCGGAUACGAUGGACAGUGCGAGCGGCGCCCACCGGUCCAACUCUGAAGAGAAGGCACAGCACACCUUCCUGAAUGACAUCAGCAAUCAUUCCGAAUUCGAGGACGACAAUAGAAAUCAAAUUGAAGAGAAAGAGAUCACCCUCAAAGGACACAAACCUUUAACGAGACAAAGUUCAGGAAGAGCAGCUAACUGUAAUUUAGGGAACACAACUAUUGUGACAGCGUUUUUGAACUCUUCAAGAGUAGAAACCGCUGAGAGAGACCUUGACAUUGAAAGUCCAAGACACGACCAAAGCAGAGCUAGUUCGUGUAACUCGUCGCAUUCCAACUCUCCCGUGGACGAAUCUAAAGCCUUCCCGAGCGUCGGUACGAUGCUGAUGAACCGCAAGUACUCGUGUGACAGCCCCACGCCCAAACAUUCUAGCUUACCUAGACAUUUGCUCAAGAACCUAGGCAUUGAGGGCACCCCAAAACACUCGCCCAGUAGAAACAUCAACAACUGUCCGGAUAGUCCAAUGAGGCCUCACCCACGAGUGUUAAGUCGAGUAGCAGCUCUGGCAGGAUCGGCCGUGCCGCAGUGUCCACCGACCCCCACACAUCACGCUAGAAGACCGAGGCCGGUCCCUCCCAACGACUUGCAGCCUCCGCCCAUCCAGAACCCGGACUUUGAAAUGACGGAAUUCCCGAACGAGCUGCGAACAACGGAGAUCAGAUCUCCGAACUUGGAGUUUGUGAAUAGUAAUCACUUCACGAUAGUGCACGCGGGGCCUCCAGAUGACGUCGUGUUGAGGCGGCCAAGGAAUGAGAUCAGCGAUGACAACGACAACUCGGUGGCGUCGCCCACUCCGCUCCGACACAUGGCCGGUAUACGGCUGCCGUCGAUACCGGAGCGCGCGUCCCGCCAGAUGGCGCUGACCGGAGAUUUCCCCGCUAAUAUGAUUGGUGGGAUCAUCGAGUGUGAAGAACCCUUGCCGGCAGGUUGGGAAGCUCGCAUGGACAGCCACGGGCGCGUGUUCUACAUCGACCACGUGAGCCGCAGCACCACGUGGCAGCGGCCCAGCCCCGGCGGCGCCGCCGCGCCCGCGCCCGACGUGCAGCGACGGCAGUUGGACCGCAGAUACCAGUCGAUCCGUAGAACAAUGACCCGCACGCAGCUCUCGGAAGAAGAGCCGCCGCCGCCGGCCGCGUCCACGUCGCGCGCCCCGCCCCCCGCGCCGCACCCCGCCGCUGAGUUCCUGGCCCGGCCCGACUUCUACUCCAUACUGCAUAUGAACCAGGAAGCGUCAUCUCUCUACAACUGCAACUCAACCCUCAAGCACAUGAUAUCGAAGAUCCGUCGAGACACGUCAUCCUUCGACCGCUACCAACACAACCGCGACCUGGUGGCGCUCGUCAACAUGUUCAGUGAGAGUGAGAGAGACCUGCCGCUGGGCUGGGAUACGAAGCUUGAUCGGAACGGGAAGCGUUUCUUCGUAGACCACGUGAUGCGUCGGACGACCUUCAUUGACCCUCGACUGCCGAAGGUGCCGGCGGCGGGACCCUUCAGCCCCCUGCUGCCUCAGCGGAGGAGGCCCAUGUUGAUAGACCAGGCCCCUACGCCACCGCCGCGGCCACCAGUCACAACCACUGAAGUAUCCACGCAUUCCUCACAAGAAAUACCCGUUGCAUACAAUGAUAAGGUGGUAGCGUUCCUCCGGCAGCCGAACAUCAUGUGCAUCCUGCGGUCGCGCUGCGGCAGCGGCUGCGGCGCCGCGCUGCGCGACAAGGUGAGCAGCGUGCGCGCCGAGGGGGCGCCCGCGCUGCUGCGGCUGCAACACGACGUGCCGCUCACGUGUUUACUCAGCCUGUUCGAGCAGGAGAUCAUGAGCUACGUGCCGGCGGCGGCGCCCGCGCCCGCCAUCGGGGGCCCGCAGUCGCCGGCCGCCAGCCCCGCCCCCGCGCGCAGCACCCGCGCCCCCGCCCCCCAGCGCCGGGACUUCGAGGCCAAGCUGCGCGCGUUCUACAGGAAGCUCGAGAGCAAGGGCUACGGGCAGGGGCCGGGGAAGCUCAAACUGCACAUCCGUCGCGAGCAUCUCCUAGAGGACGCGUUCCGCCGCAUCAUGUCGUGCAGCAAGAAGGAGCUGCAGAAGGGCAAGCUGUGCGUGCUGUGGGACGGCGAGGAGGGGCUCGACUACGGCGGACCCAGCAGAGAGUUCUUCUUCCUGCUGUCCCGGGAGCUGUUCAACCCGUACUACGGGCUGUUCGAGUACUCGGCCAACGACACGUACACCGUGCACGUCAGCCCCAUGUCCGCCUUCGUCGACAACCACCACGAGUGGUUCCGCUUCUCCGGGCGAGUGCUGGGCCUGGCUCUAGUUCACGGCUACCUGCUGGAGGCGUGGUUCACGCGCGCCCUCUACCGAGCGUUGUUGAGACUACCCCCCGCCUUGGAGGAUGUGGAUGCGCUGGAUGCGCAGUUUGCAGCUUCGUUGCGGUGGCUACAGUCAGCGCGCUGCGUAUCAACCCUCGAACUGACCUUCGCGGUGUCCGAGCGCCUCGCCGACGGGCGAGUAGCAGAGCGCGAGCUGAAGCCGGGCGGGCGCGACGUGGCGGUCACGGAGCGCAACAAGAAGGAGUACCUGGAGCGCGUGGUGCGCUGGCGCGUGGAGCGCGGCGUGGCCGGCCAGACCGAGUGGCUGGUGCGAGGGUUCCAUGAGGUGGUGGACCCCCGCCUCGUAGCGGCGUUCGACGCGCGCGAGCUGGAGCUGGUGAUAGCGGGCGCGCCCGAGCUGGACGUGGCCGACUGGCGCGCCAACACCGAGUACCGCGGCGGCUACCACGACGCGCACCCCGUCGUGGUGUGGUUCUGGCAGGCUAUUGACAGAUUCACGAACGAGCAGCGGUUGCGCCUGGUGCAGUUUGUGACGGGCACCUCGUCCAUCCCCUACGAGGGUUUCUCCGCUCUGCGGGGCUCCACGGGCCCGCGGCGCUUCUGCAUCGAGCGCUGGGGCCGCAUCGAGUCCCUGCCGCGCGCGCACACCUGCUUCAACCGCCUCGACCUGCCGCCCUACCCCACGCCGCAGCUGCUGCACGAGAAGCUAUUGCUAGCCGUCGAGGAAACCAACACUUUCGGCAUCGAGUAGAGUUUCGACACGGAAGUCCUCGCCUAUUGACACAACUGUUACAAGCUAUUGAUCCGCUGUUUUUGCAUUAAUUUAUUUCUCCAAAAACUCGCAGUAGACCAUAGUAUUACCAUAAGCAAGCCAAGAACCGGAAUAGGCAAGUCUGUGUUCAGCUGAGAUAUUUGAAUAUUAAAUUGUAAAUCAGUUCAGAAUGCCUUAUAGUUAGAGUAAAGUAAGAUAAAGAAACUAACAUUUCUAUUAAUGCUUAGUUGUCUAGAUCUUUGCUUACCUAGUUAUGAAAGGGUAUCCCCUGUGUAAAUAUGUCAAUGUUACUUAUUAGAGAACUUAGUCAACAUACAAAGAUUAUGUUAUGUGUAGGUUAUUGUAAUAUAAUAUGUAUAAGUAGUUGUGUCUAGAAAAGCCACUUCUCAAUUGAGUUAAUAACUUAUUUAUAACAGUAACGCUUUUAGUUUUAAGUGAAGUGUAUUGUGGCUGUGAACGGAACCUUGAGUCCGUAUUAGGUUACGCUUCAACUCUUUAUUAUAAUUAUUAUAUUUACUAAAACCUUUCAACUUUUGACAAAGCUUAUCUCUUAUCAAACAAGAACUUAGGCUUGAACUCCAUAAUAAGUAAUUUUACUUGGCUUUAAAUCUGUGCAGUUUCACUAAUGGCAUCACUAGUCAAAUCAUGUCAAGAACUGAUGAAAGAUCUGGCCUGCUUUCUGGAAUUAUUUGUAAAUAUUUGAUAAGUUAGAUUGCAGUAAAGUAUAUUUAAUUUUAAUAUAUUUGUCACUUCUUAUUCCCUGUACAAAGAAAAAGCCUACAUAGUUUGUUGAAAUUUAUUUAAAAUGAUAGCCAAACUACUACCUACCUAUUUAUUCAGUGCUUAGCUCUUUGCACUUUGGUAUUUUAUUUUCAAGUAUUAAUAUUGCUAUGUUUAAUAUUUAAUAACUUUGUGUAUUGUUUUACUAUGUAAAUUUUUAGUAAAUUGUUAUCGUGUGAAGUGAAAAUGUGUCAAUAUACAAUAUUACUUACAAAA
Molecule: messenger RNA, 5811 nt
Organism: Plutella xylostella (diamondback moth)
Lineage: Eukaryota; Metazoa; Arthropoda; Insecta; Lepidoptera; Plutellidae
Gene: Hecw
Product: Hecw ubiquitin protein ligase
Biological process (GO): ubiquitin-dependent protein catabolic process; regulation of dendrite morphogenesis; protein ubiquitination
Cellular component (GO): cytoplasm
Molecular function (GO): protein binding; ubiquitin protein ligase activity
Source: RefSeq, a predicted model, not a curated record